This is a messenger RNA of Physella acuta, 7149 nucleotides long. RefSeq lists its product as uncharacterized. Lineage: Eukaryota; Metazoa; Mollusca; Gastropoda; Physidae. The record is from RefSeq and is a predicted model, not a curated record. Gene Ontology annotation, biological process: protein deubiquitination. Gene Ontology annotation, molecular function: cysteine-type deubiquitinase activity.
AUUCCCAAAACUCAACAGAAGACUGACUGAAAAGCUGGUUGCCAUUUCGCAGAAUAAAGAUCAGCUUUAGUAAAAUCGUUUAGUAACACAGAAUCGGGUGUUACGAAUUAGAUGUGAAAACAAAAUGUGGCCAUAAACCAGUCAUAAUUUUUAACCUUUUGGUUUUUUUUCCUACUUUUUUCACCAAAUCUUGUGGAAUUUUCAAAGGUGGUUCUUGUCGAGUUUCGACUUGACCACAACCCAACUUCAUCACCAUUUGCAUCCAGAAGUUGACACUUGCAAUGGAGGUCUCCUCUAGCACUGUGACCUCCACUCCGCAAGAAACCAUUGAACAGAUGUUGCCUCAAACAACAACUUUAACUGCUCCCAUAUCAUUGGUUGGUGGGACUGAUGUCUCUACCUCCAGUGGAGAAGCUGAUGGUUUGAACAACACUGUUACUACUGACAUAGGAGUUGGGACUAUAGAACCAGUGCGCUAUGGGCCAUCUCUGCCUCCAAGUUUUUACCCAACAGAAGCUAUUGGAUAUUCUAAAGAUGUCAGAGAUUCUAAAGCUGUACAUGGAUCUUGCGGAUUGUACAAUCUAGGGAACACGUGCUUCAUGAAUUCUGGCUUACAAAGCCUGAUGAGUUGUGCUCCUCUAGUCAAGUACUUCUGUGACAACUAUACAAUAACUGAAGAAAAUCGUCACACACUCUCUGCUCAAUUCUAUAUCCUCUUGUGUAAGAUGUGGAGUGGCCAGUACUCCGUGGUACAUCCCAGAAAAUUUAAAGAAUUUUUAGGCUUCUACCAUUCACAGUUUGAAGACUACAGACAGCAUGAUUGUCAAGAAUUUUUGGCUCUGCUUUUGGACACUUUACACGAACAACUGAACAAUGCUUCAUCACUGUAUAAGCGGUCAUACUCUUCCUCCCCUUUACCCGUGGCUUCAUCAUCAUCUUCCUCUCUGCUUUUAUCGUACCCUGGAACCUGUUGCUCUACAGCCAUUACUACAACCUCCUGUGCUGCGUUGCCGUUUUUAGCAACUAGAGAGCAAGUUACAACUGAAGAUGUUGAUGAUGCCAAUGAAAAUGACUUCCAGAGCCCUGAUCUCAAUAACAAAAAUUCCAACAACUCUGUGAUUAAGCAGGAUCUGAUUGCCACAAAUGAAUCAGACUUGCAAAAGACACCUCAAUUCCUUGAGGUUACCCCGUCAUCACUGGUUAGUGAAGCUGGCCUGAGCCCGAGCUACCCCAGUGAAGGCAGUCCCACGAGUGAGGCCUCUGUUGUAGAUUCCGUUGUCACAAGUCCAUCUAGUCAUGGUGAUGUUGCUAGUCAGAAAUCUCCGGAUCACGAGGAGGAAGAUGAGAUAAUAUCCAGCUCCUUCCCUCCCCUGAGAAGGUACACAAGCCGCUCAAACUUGGAUGAUGUGUCGUCCUCAGAUUCUGGCUUGAUAUUAAAGCCGUCUUUAAAAAGGGUGUCCAGUGGGAGCUCUGUGGCCAUCUUCCACUCGGAGGAUAGCAACCACUCUACUGUAUCUGCUCACAGCACUGACUCUGAGCAAAGCAGUGCUUUCAAGAGACUUAAAAUCGAUGCCAUUGAACUGAACAGAAACACAAACAAUAAUCUUAAAGACUGUGUCACGUCUUCAUCUGAUUGCAAGAAAAGCAAAAGCCGAAAGAAUGUUUUAUGUGAAAGUUCCAUCCUUAGAGAAUCUCACGAUGUUCUAGUCAGUAGCAAUGUUGGUUUAUCAUGUCCAUCCAAAGACCUUAAUGUGAUAGACAAUAUGGUUACCUCCUGUCAAGAUAACAUCUGUGUUGACGACAGAUCCCCUUCCUUGGAGCACCCCGAGCUUCAGGCUCAGCUCUCUCCUGGGCUGCAGCACCUGGAUGACUUCUACAGCAAGGAGACCAAGACUCUCAACACAAAUGUCUUGGUCUCUGAAUUUCUGCAAGAGAUCACGUCCGACUCGGAAAAAUUUGCUAAAGUGGACAACCGACAUAGACCUCCUUCCAAAGAAAUCAACAUCCUUCAAGAGGCCUUUGGGGAGGAAGACAAGACUGAAAAGGUUUUGAUCUGUCAAAGGUUCGGAGGAGUGAAAGACACAAACCUCUACGCUCAUUCAACAGCUGUUGUAGUGAAAACUGUGAAAAAUACGGAUCCUAAUGUCCUGAACAAUAGCUUGGAGAGGGAAGUCAUGGAAGUGGAGGCUAUGUCCAAAUUCUCCCCCAGCCAUACUGAGAUGCACAAUGAGGAUGUGCUGCCACUCAAGCUGUCAAGUGACAAUAAGCUGAAUGAGGAGGAGAAGAAUGUACAGAUGCAGGCCUACACCAAGUUCAACACUAUACCAGCACAUAGCAAUAUAAGAACUGAUCUCACUGACACUGCAGGGGAUGCUGAUAGCAUGGAAGUUGAUGAGGUGGAGAGCUCUGAUGAUGAUGAGAUUGAAAUAGCUUCCCACACUUCAGCUGUGGAGUGCUCAUCUGUGCCAAACUGCCUGCGUCACUGUGCACAUUCAGAAGUGAUGAUGGCAAACAGAGCCUGGGAGGAAUAUAAAUCUAAAAAUGACAGUAUAGUUGUCAGUACAUUUCAGGGACAGUUUCGAAGUACUGUGGUGUGUUCUGAGUGCAGUCAUGUUUCUGUUACUUAUGAACCAUUUAUGUAUCUGUCCUUACCAAUACCCCAUGCUAUGGAUCAGCAAAUCUGUGUGGUUUAUAUAUCUCAACACAAACCUCCAGUUAGGUAUCUACUUAAUAUGCUAAAGACUGACAAAAUAGGAAGUGUAAAAAAGAAACUUUGUGAGCUUAUUAGUCAAGAAGAUGGAAAUAUUAUCAUGGCUGAAGUUUUGGACUCGCACAUAUCAAGGAUUUUGGAUGACAACAUUCUGCUAAAGUAUGUCAACACAUUCAGUAGAAAAGUGUAUGCAUUUGAAAUAAUUUCGGCUGACCCUGAGAAUGUUUUGGCAGCAGACUCCAUGUUUUGUGAUCACAUGCUGAACAAUGAUGAGAGCUCACCACUGAGACCUGACAUGGAACUUCCUUCAAGCUCUAGGAGUGAGCUCCCCUACGUGACUGACAGUCAGAUCUCUAAUCAGAGUUUUGAUUCUAUCAACGUGAACUCUCCUAGCAGUAGGGACACACUGGAUUACAUGUUCUCUGACUCAGAAGUUUGUGAGCCCAGCACACGAGAUCAGUCUGAUUUCCCUCCCAGGUAUUUGAAUGACGAAGGUGAAGGAGAAUGUCAGUCGACGUCUGGAGGAAACUCGGAAAGUGGACCUUGGGUGUGUGGGGACUAUUCCCAUAAACGUCUUUCAUGGAGUCUUGAUGACUACGACGAGGGCAUCGGUUCUGUGAGCACAAACACCAAUGUCGCUUCCUCGUCUUCUCAAAAUAUCAGUGACGACAAUAUCAACUCGAACAUCUCAGAGUUUUGGGUUGACAAAAACCCUGACUCCCAAGUGACGGGUGACACAUGUAACAACACAAUCACCAAUGACAAUGACUCUAACAAUGAAGCGACAAGCUCUGAGAGUAUAUCAGAGAACCACUCUAGUGAAGAGCUCUCCAGCCCUUUAGUAGACCUAGUCACAUCACCCACUACAGAUAAAGACAGUCCACGUUUCCCUAAACAGUCUGUCAGCACAGCCACAAGACCAAUCAGCAUCAGCAGCAAUAACCAGCAGCACAUUAGCAGUAGCAGUGGUGCCAGCACCAGCUACAGCGGGGGGAGCAGGAACACAUCCAGGUCAUGCCCCAGCCCAGAAUGUUUCUCCAACAUCCCUGAGCAUGAGGACACCCUGAUGAAUGUGGCAGCCAGGCUGGAGGAGAACCCUGGCUCCUACUUUCUACACCGGAACCCUAAUGAUACGGACUACGGGUACUUUCAGGAAGGAUCCUCUCAUGAUGUGGUAGAAACUUCAGGUGCAUACAAUGAAGAGAAACGAAGUGCCAACUGUGAGGAGUCAGGUACCUUAACAGAUCAGUGGAGAUCCUGUGCUAUUUGUUUAGAGGACUUAAUGGAGACUGAGCUGUUGACUCAUGUCAUGUGUGAUGGGGUGUUCUGUCAAAAUUGUUUAGAGAUGUCUGUCAAGCACACAGCAGAUGUCUCAGCAUUUUGCUGUCCUAUUUGCCUUCAACCUGCAAACACAUAUGAGGACUUUGUUCCUCUAGCCAAUGCUUCUGUUACAAAACCUAAAAUCAGGACCCUCCCAAUGAGCAUCGCCUACCGCCACAAUGUGCGAGACAACACAGGCACAGAGACACUCCAGCUUUUCGGCCACCCCAGCAUUCUUCACAUGCCCAGCAUUAUCACUGGAGACACUCUGUACAGCCUUGUGGAUCGCAUUAUCAGCCCACUGCAUUCAACUUACUCUAUCAAGUUGACUGAUGGACAGGGUCUGACCUGUUCCCGAUGUACAUACUCCCAGCACUGCUCAGGUUGUGAGGUAGCCAGGGAUGGGGAGGUAACCCUACAGCCCUCAGAUUGCCUGACUGUUCACAUAGGUGAUACACUCUCACCUGACCAGGUGUGUGAUUCCCAGUUUGUACAUGAGGAUGUCUCUAUGGCUGGGCUCAGAUCCUCUGAGCCUACAACUAUCAUGGAUUGCUUUGGUGCUUUCACGCAAAGUGAAAUAUUAGAUGAACAUAACCCAUGGUACUGCCCUCAGUGUGAGAGGAACCAGUGUGCCAAGAAGACAAUGACUGUGUGGAGGUAUCCUGACAAUCUGAUUAUACAUCUAAAGAGGUUUGUUUAUCAAGACCUUUCCAGUACAAAAGUAGAUACAAAGGUGAUUUUCCCCCAUGAAGGAAUGGACGUCAGAGGUUUUCUUUCUGGUCCCAGUUCUUCUGGUCUUGUUUAUGAUCUUUACAGUAUCGUGUGCCAUUUUGGUGGGGCUAGUGCUGGUCACUACACCUGCUACUCAAAGCACCCGCUGACCACUGAGUGGUACUAUUACAAUGAUGAAACAGUCACUCAACAGAUGCCAUCUGACAGUGAAUACAGCAGUGGAUAUGUUCUGUUCUACCAGAGGCAAGGUACAGAUGUAGACCUGACACCUCCACAGAACAUCCCCUGUUUUGAUGAGCCCACAGACAACCCAGCUGUUGCCUCAUUCAGCUCUCAGAGCAACCCUCAGACCAACCCUGGUGCUAACACCAUGGCUCUUGUCCUCUUCCAGCCACCUACAACAUCGGGUCAGAAGGACAGGGUUGAUGAAGACGACGACUAUGAUAGUGAGAGGAGGUGCUCACCUUGCGAGGACGAAUCUUUGACUGUUCACUUUGGUUCAACAUUUCCUGAAUCCCAGGACAACUUUGAUGAGAAUGAGGCAGAGGCUGAUGUAGCUGUUGAUGAUAAAAAUGAUGAUGACAGAAAAAGCCAAGUGGCAGAACCAGACAGUACACUGGACUUCUAUUCUUAAAGUAUUGACCCCCUCCCCCCCAUGCAUUGUACAGACUGCAGCAAUGACAUCCUUGUGUUAAAUGAUCUCAUUACCUACCAGUUUUUACAUCCAAUGUGUAUAUCAAUCUUGCGCUGACAGGUAGUGACUGGUGAACAGUACAGAACUUUAUACUUGCAUGACAUAAAAACAGAGGAAAACAUUUUUAUGACUUCAAAAUAAACAUCAGAUUUCUAACUGCAUUUGAUGUCCAUCAAAAGUAAAUAUGUUGUCCUUACAGAUCAGCCUUUCAUGACUUUUAUGAGUUCAUGUUAAUUUCUUAUUUAAUUGCACAGGUUUAAUGGAUAUUUAUUUGAAUUUAAAAAAUUAUUUUCUAGCUUUUUUGCAUUAAAAAAAAGCAUUGAGAUUGUGUUUCAACAAGUAUGGUAAUAAAAAGCGAUAACAACAUUCCUUACUCUUUAUCAACUUUAAAGUAAAAUUUAAAAUGCCGUGAUUUAAGAAGUGUAUAUUGUUGAGAUCAAGUAGGCUACCUACUAAUAAACAAUGUUUGUUUUUAAAAAAAUAUAAUUUUUACUAGGUAAAAUUUUACUUGGUGAAGUUUGGAGUUUGUAGUGUACAGUGUAAGAUAUUUUAAACAAAUACCUUCAUUUUUAAAACUUUCAAACUUUGGCUAAUAAUAAAAUUUUACUGAAUAAAAAUUUCUGUAAGUUUUCUUAAGUUUGGACUUGUUUCUGUUUAAAAAAAAUUGACCGCAAUACCAAUUCUUAACAGCUUUCUGACACAUCAAAACUAACCAAUGACUUGGAUUUGUAAUGUUAUUGUUUUGUGCAUUUGAUUUUGCGACUACAGCUAUUUGUCUUAUUUUUUUUUAGAUUGGCUCAUGAAGGCUUAGCAUGAUUGCUUUAGUUCUGUUACAGAACGCAGACCUUUACUAAUGUAUAUAUUUGUAAUAUAUGUAUCAUUGCCAUAUUUUACAUCAUCUCUGAGGCUUUUAAAGUUAACAGAGCUGAGUUGCUUGAACUAUUUAUGUUGUGUAUUAUGUUUUGGUUUAGGAUCUUUUAGAUUAUCUAUGAAUUUGUAUAGUAAUUUCUCAUGUUUUCUGUAUUCUAGGACCGUUUGAAGUUGCAAAGUACUUAAGUGUUAGCUUAUCUUCACAGACAGUAGAGCUUCUCUACUUGCAUAGCUAUGUUAGGAAUUUAAAAUGAUAGAAUAUUUCCUUUACUUGUUUGUUACAAGAUUUAUUUUUAUUACUAUUAGCCUCACUUAGUAAACUUAGUUAUGACAAUCAUAAAUGUUUUUAAUCAAGGUCUUGAUAAUUUAAAAAAAAUUAAAUAUUGUUAAAGAUUUUUUUUGUAACCAAAUUGUUUGGUGUUAAGACCUUGAUAGCAAACAUUUGUUGGGUAGUUGGCUACAAUGUUGUAAGACCACCAACACUUAAUCAUUUCUCUAAAAUAUUUUGUGUUUUUGACAAUCAGAAGACAAAAAAAAAAAAAAACGGCUCAAGACUUGUGUGUAUCGUCUGUCUUGUUUGUGAUUCCAUUUAUGUCAGGGAUUUAUAGAGGGAAAACUAUUGAAAAGGCAUAUCACAUUCCAUUCAUAGAUUUCAAAGGGACAUAACUGGGCUCAGGGGAGACUACUAUCGAGAUUAUAAAUUAAUUUAUUUUUGUAUGAGCCUUUUUUUAAUACAGAUAUUACUUGUUAAAGACUUGAUUUACUGAAUAGGUAUAUGCAUAUUUUUCAUUACAAUCAAUAUUGUCUUAUCAGACUUAAACCC